Fusarium venenatum is the source of this 1359-nucleotide messenger RNA. Its product is annotated as ribonuclease E inhibitor RraA/Dimethylmenaquinone methyltransferase. The record is from RefSeq and is a predicted model, not a curated record. Gene Ontology annotation, molecular function: 4-hydroxy-4-methyl-2-oxoglutarate aldolase activity; oxaloacetate decarboxylase activity. NCBI's taxonomy places the organism in Eukaryota, Fungi, Ascomycota, Sordariomycetes, Hypocreales, Nectriaceae.
AUGUCAAGCACCAUACUCGAUCGACUUUCAGCGUUGGAUACCAAUACAGUAUCUGACGCGCUGGAUUUCCUUGGCCUAAAAGGAGCUACACAUGGCCUUCUACCUCUUUGGGAUUGUCCCAAAAUCGUUGGCCGCGCCAGCACAGUCCAAUUAAGGCCCAAGAAAGAGGAAGCUCCAGCCACGACACAUCUGAUCACGCCCGUUAUAGACGGUGUAACAACAAGCGAUCGCGUCCUUGUUAUCGCUGGUGGUGUGGAGGGGAUCUCUUCCUGGGGCGACAUCAUCGCCAAUGCCGCCAAGGCCAAGCAAAUCCGUGGAUCCAUCAUCGAUGGCAUGAGUCGUGACAUUGAUGGAAGUCGAGACAUUGGCUAUCCUGUCUUUGGUCGCGGUGUGACUAUGAUCAGUGCACGCAACAGAUUGGUUCAGAUCAAUUCUGGUGUGCAGGUAGAGAUGCGAGGUGUCAAGGUGGACGAGAACGACUAUGUGAUUGCCGACAAUUGCGGGGCCGUUUUCAUUCCAGCUGAUCGUAUCGAAGAGGUCCUAGAACUAGCCGAGCGUAUCGAUCAUCGCCAAAAUGGCAUGCUUCAAGAAGUUCGAAGGGGUCGCCCUGUGGCAGAGGCCAUGCACGACAAGCAAUUUGAAGCAAUUGCAUCUUCAGCCAGUUCUAUCCCCAACAAGCUUCAAAACCCCAAGGGCGCUACUCCAGAUGACCAAGAACUAGUUGCUCUUUUCACCGGUUCCGACACCCCAGGAGUUUCAGAUGCCCUCGACAAAUUGGGCAUCCCGGGACAAGCAUUCAAUAUCGUGCCUCUUACCAAUUACAAAACGACCAUUGUCGGGCCGGCUUUUACAGUUCGUUACGUACCUGCCAGUAACCCCCCUGGAAGUGUGGGUGACUUCAUCGACGACGUGGCCAUUGGCGAUUUCGUGGUAAUUGAUAACGGUGGUCGUACAGACUGUACUGUUUGGGGAGAUAUCAUGACUCAUUAUGCCGGUCUACGUGGUAUUGCGGGAACAGUCAUCGACGGUGUAUGCCGAGAUGUUGAUCGUGCUAUAAGCGACAACUACCCGAUUUUCACGUCCGGAUACUGGAUGCGCACGGGCAAAGAUCGAGUCCAAGUCGGAGGUAUCAAUGAGUCGAUCGGUGUGGGUAAAGUGCGUGUUAGCCCACGAGAUAUUGUCGUAGCAGAUGCAAACGGCGUUGUAAUUGUGCCGCGAGACAGGGCUCGUGAGGUGGCUGAACUAACGAAGACUAUCGAGAGGAGCGAGCAAGGUAUUCGGGACAUGAUAUCUAAAGGAUCCACGAUCGCUGAGGCGAGAGAGAAGCUUGGCUAUCACACCCUACAACGUAGGGCAUAG